This is a messenger RNA of Penicillium subrubescens, 882 nucleotides long. RefSeq names its product dehydroquinase class II. Gene Ontology annotation, cellular component: membrane. The record is from RefSeq and is a predicted model, not a curated record. Gene Ontology annotation, biological process: quinate catabolic process. Gene Ontology annotation, molecular function: 3-dehydroquinate dehydratase activity. The transcript is spliced from 3 exons. Bases 1 to 882 code for a protein of 293 amino acids. Lineage: Eukaryota; Fungi; Ascomycota; Eurotiomycetes; Eurotiales; Aspergillaceae.
AUGCCCGGAAUCCUCCUCAUCAACGGGCCCAACCUCAAUCUCUUGGGUACCCGCGAGCCCCAUCUAUACGGCACCACCACCCUCGCCGACGUCGAGACCAACGCCAAAGCCCUCGCUACUUCGAAGGGAAUCCACCUCGAAGCCUUCCAGUCCAACCAUGAAGGCGCUAUUAUCGAUCGAAUUCAUGCCGCACGAGGCAACUUUGAUGCCGUGCUGAUUAACGCGGGUGCGUUGACGCACACUAGCGUUGCGAUUCGCGAUGCCCUCAUCGGAGCAUCGCUUCCAUUUAUCGAGAUUCAUAUUACGAAUGUGCACACCAGAGAAAAUUUCAGGCACGUCAGUUAUUUGUCAGACAAGGCUGUUGCUUGUAUUGUUGGGUUGGGUGUUUAUGGUUAUGAAGCUGGUAUUGAGUAUGCGGCGCGGUAUAUGGUGAAGACCGUCGGCAACAUGUCUGUCAACCCGUAUGGCUACAAUCCCAACCAAGGGGCAGCUAUGAUCUUCACAAUACCCUUUGCUAUUUGCAGCAUCUGGCAUAUAUACAUCAUGUUCCGUCGUCGCGUGUGGUACUUUUUGGUUCUCAUAUUUGGUCGUUGUCUCGAGACGACAGGUUAUAUUUGCCGCUUCCUUGCCCAUGAUAACACAAGCAACUUUACCCUCUUCAUCGUUCAGACUUUAACGAUUCUUGUCGCACCGGCUCUCUUCGCUGCUUCGGUCUACAUGGUUCUCGGCAGACUCAUCUUGCUAGUCAAAGGCGAAUCCUACUCAGUCGUAAAGCCAUCACGGCUUACCAAAAUCUUCGUUGGCGGCGACAUCAUAUGUUUCUUCGUCCAAAUCAUCGGAUCCGGCACAUUAUCAUCCAAAUUCAAUCUCGGAAGGCAAUAA